Molecule: messenger RNA, 4583 nt
Organism: Phycodurus eques (leafy seadragon)
Lineage: Eukaryota; Metazoa; Chordata; Actinopteri; Syngnathiformes; Syngnathidae
Gene: syce2
Product: synaptonemal complex central element protein 2
Exons: 4
Coding region: 294-749 (151 amino acids)
Biological process (GO): synaptonemal complex assembly
Cellular component (GO): central element
Source: RefSeq, a predicted model, not a curated record
UUGGCAUUAUGAACACUGAAGUAAAGGCACUUUCGUUCAUCUUUAUGUAUUUUGUAAAAUUACAUUAUUUGUACAUAUUGUGUGUUUCCACGCACAAUGUGUAGUUAAAAGAGUACACGUUUGAAGCUAAACGAUUGAGCUAGCAUAGCAUCUCGCGCGAGUUAGCGUCCGAGACCCAACAAUUAGGUGGAUUAUUUCCGUCUGAUAACGUUUAAAACUCUCGGAUUUGUCAUCGCAGAUGUCGAUUUAUCAAAGCCAUUACUCGACUCCAAAUCACAGUCUAAAGGACCACAAUGGACUUUUUCUUUGAAGAAGAACCAGACUCAAACCCCAACCAGAACGAAGGACGUGAUAAGGACCCACGUAUGUUACAAGUAGAAAACGCAGAGGCCAUUUUGAGCAGGGAGGAUGACGUUGAAGAGAAUUUCAGCUCAAACGACAUCAGCAGAAGAGUUCAGGAACUGGUGGAGAAGAUUCACGACCGCCGCACCAAUGACCAGAAAGAAAUUGAAAGCUUUCAGCAGAUUAUCGUGGAUAAGGUUACGGAGGUGUGCCAGCAAAUGAAGCAGGACAUGUACAAUGUCUAUGAAGAGAACAGCAGUGAGAUGCAGGUGAAGCUGCUGGAGUUGACCGAUGUGCUGGAAACGUGCACCAGGCUCCACACCGAGCUUCUGAAAGCCAGCCAUGUGCUGGCCAGCCUUCAAGAGGGCCUCACCGUCAGUUGCACAGCAGAACCCAUGUCAGAGUAGAUCAGAUUUUUGUUCACAAAGUGAUUGUUUCACUCAAGUUCUUGCUUCCGCUUUUCAGAGAUGGUGUUAUAGACUUGGAGUAGUAUUUCAGUCCAAAGUAAUAGAGCCCACUUUUAGUUCCCGUUUCAUUAUGAGUAUUGUGUAAGCAGAGUUCAGUGCAAAAAUUAAUGAGACCACACCGUGUAGGAUAGCAGUUUUAUUGGUGCUUUUCACAAGAACAUCAGCCAUCCUCAUUUUGCAUCAUUUAAAGUUGUAUUAAAACAUGACAAAAUAAAACGCAGCUCUUAAUUUAUAAUGAAAACAACAUGCAACCCCCCCUCCACCCCAAAUAAACUACAGUAUUUGUGUUCUGGCAUUAUAACUGGAAAAUAGUUUAUAAAGUACCUAACUUGAACCCAAUGCGGUUGUGUAUUGCAUAGCAGAAACAAAUGAACGUGAAUACAGCGUGUCCCAAAAAUCACCAUAUUCUUCCUUUAUCCCAUUUUGUUUUUGGUAUCAUUCCGACAGACAGGAGACCAUCAGCAUUUGGCAGCUUAGGCUUUGCAGUUUUUGCAAGCAUGUCAUUCAUUCCAUUGCCCAUGGCUGGCCAUUUGACAUUGGAGCCGUGUUGGAAAAGUGCUGCCCACCAAUAAGUUUUUCCCAUCCUCAGAGCCAGUUUAAGCUUCAUGGUGUCACACUACUCCAACACAUUGUACAAUGUAUGCUAUACAUGGCACGUUUCUCUAAACAGCAUCUGUUUUGACAACCAUGCAGUGGAAGGCCUGCUACUACUACCACUUAUAAAAACACCAAACUCCUCUAACGCAGGCUUUUACAAAGCCGGGUAAUGUCUAGAGGCUGCAUUGGAACUCAUAAUAAUAAUAAAAAAGCUUCAUUUAGCAGAUGCUUCGAAGAUUAAUAAAGCGUUACCCGUCCCGGCUUCAGGUUGUAGAUCCUUAUAAUAUUCUGCUUGAAGCCUUUGCAUGAACACCUGCUCUAGAGGUUCAGUUUCAUUAGCGUCGAUCGUAGCAGGCCUUCCGAUGCAUGGCUGUCAACAACACAUCUUGUUUUGACAAACGUGCCAUGGAUCGCAUACAUUUUACUACACGCUGGAGCAGUGUGAUGCCAUGAAUCUUAAACUGGCGCUUAACUUGCAGUCAGGACAGAAAAACCUCUUGCCAGGCAUCAAUUUAGCAACGCUGCUCCAGUGGCACUAUGCUUACAAAAAUGGCAAAGCCGAAGCUGUCAAAUGCUGAUGGCCUCAUGUCUGUUCGAAUGAUAUCUGAAAUGAAAAAGAACCCCCCCCCCCCCCGAAAAAAAAAGUGUGUUGUCACUUUUGGGACACCCUGUAUUCAUAAUAUAAUCCACAAACUAAAACACCUGCAAAGAUGAUAAUAAAGUGCUCCAGUUUCUACAGCUAAUAUUCCCUUGUAAGUAUUCUCAUUCAACCUCUCAAAACUACUUUUCAACUGUAAAAGAUUGAAGUCCAGUAAUAGCUCUGCCCAGGAUCAAGGCGUGGAUAUCAUGGGUUCCUAGCGAUGGACAAAACAUAAUAACAGAACACUGCGUUUAACACCAGACAAUAAACAUUCAGUAGUAAAACACACUGCUGACCUCUAGUGGUGGAUGGACAUAGCUGCGGUUAAUAGGAUAGUAAUGUACCAUAUUUCCUCACAGUCGCUCAUUACUAACUACAGAGCGGGACAGAUAUCCAUUUAUUUUAGGGAGGAGGCCAUUUUAUAAUGUAGUAAAACAUUAAUUAAAAACUUCUACCACUUAUCCUGUUCAGGGUCACUGGUCAGCUCCCAUCUGAUUUAUGGCAAGAAACAGGUUACACCCUGGACUGGUCGCCAGUCAACAUGGGGCACAUUUUAUAAUAAUUAUUUGAAUAAUAUUAGUAGAAUAAUGUAUCGGAUACUGCGAUUAGCUGGCAACCAGUUCAGGGUGUACCCCGCCGCUCACCUGAAGAUAGCUGGGAUAGGCUCCAGCAUGCCCGCGACCCUAGUUAGGAUAAGUGGUACAGAAAAUGGAUGGAUAGGAUGCAAUCUAUGUGUCAAGUGAAACCAGUGUUUCAAAAUAAACUAUGGAGAAAUGGAACCUUGGCAAACUGCACAGAGGAAGGCCAGGGCGGAAAUAAUCUGAAGGCACUCAGCUUCGUGGAACAAAACACUACCAAGCGACCACAGAGACAAUUGGACCUCUAAGCGCACAGAGUAAGUAAUCAUGUUAUUCAUAUAUACAUACAUUCACACUUAUUACCCGUUUGUUUUUCUUGAGGUUAAAAUCAACUGUCCAUUUGAGGGAUAUUAUGUGCUUUCACUGAGUCUUUUGUGUGUGUGUGUGUGUGUGUGUGUAAUCAGUAAGUGACUUACCUUCAUACGUGUUAACAGCCUCAAGGUUCAUGACAUGGCGGAUGAUGUGGUAUUCAUCUGCGAUUCCAUUCCCUCCCAGCAUGUCUCUGGCUUGUCUUGCUAUAUCUAAAGCUUUGCCACAGCUAUUCCUCUUCAGCAUGGAAAUCAUUUCUGGAGCUGCUCUAUUUGGAUGACAACAAGAGCAUAUUGGGAAGUGGCUUUUAAAAAACCUUGCCAUAUGAUCAACAUGAGAUAACUAGAAUUUACACCGAUCUGAUCGGUAUCGGCCAAUAAUUAGCAUUUUAUGCUGAUCGGCUUUAAUGUCGUAAUUCGCCGAUGGCUCUGCAAAAGACAUUUACUCCACAUCGCUGUCUUGUACAGUAUAUUUGAAUCCAAAAGCUAGUUUAUUUUUAGCUUUGUUCGAAUGUCUUUGACGUAGUACUGUAAAUAUCUGACUGCCAAUAAAGUUAUUUUAAAAAAAACAUGUCAGCGGUGUGGGACAAGACGUAAUGCCUGGAUCAGACGACGAGACAAAUUUGUUCUUGCACGAUUGCACUAUGUCAGACUAAUGCAAUAAAAUCUUGUAAUCUUGCAUUCUGAUACCACCUUGGUCUUUUACGAUCACUGGGCUUUAUCUGGUCAACUCGAACGCGACCGGAUACACACGUUACCUUGGCGACGACGACGACAAUGGAUCGUGCAUGUAUUGUGUUGGUCAAAAAAGAAUUUAAAAAAAUUUAAAAAAUGGGGGAAAACGUGUGGUGGUGCUAGUCACCGAAGAUGUUCAUUCAAGGAUUGCUUAAGGUAUGCCCACAUACUUUUACAACGAUAAGGCUCGGAAGCAGGCAACAAACGUAGUACGUGACGUAGCCCUUGGCGACGACGACGACAAUGGAUCGUACAUGUAUUGUGUUGGUCAAAAAAGAAUAAAAAAAAAAAGAAAAUGGGGAAAAACGUGUGGUGGUGCUAGUCACCGAAGAUGUUCAUUCAAGGAUUGCUUAAGGUAUGCUCAAAUACUUAUAAAACGAUAAGGCUCGGAAGCAGGCAACAAACAUAGUACGUGACGUAGCCUUGUAACGGUUGUACGUAAAUAUGCCGCCGUUCUGUCGAAUCAUGCUCUAAAGUUUCGGUAUGUGUGAAGUAAUUUAAUUACAAUAAAGUAAUUUAAUUACAGUAAGCACCCAUUAUUUCUGUCAUGUAAUGUUGGUUUGGCCUGACUGAUUACGACUGAUUACAUGACCUGAUGAGAAUAUAUUUGAAGAUACUCAUUAUACAGUACACAAGUAUAUACAGUAAAUGUAUAUACUUGUACUCCUUUAAAUAGACACAUUGCUCCAUCUCUCGCUGAUCGGUUAUCGUUUUUUUAAACUCGCUGAUCAGUGAUCGGCCCCCAAAAUCCUGAUUGUGGAAAGGCUCGAGAUAACUUACUUCUUCUCAUCAAUAAGUCUUCCCAGGGACAAACACGACUGCAGCCCAAUGGUAAUCUCUGUCAACAUGUCAGCCA